Rhineura floridana is the source of this 1794-nucleotide messenger RNA. Its product is annotated as CTD small phosphatase-like protein 2-B. Gene Ontology annotation, molecular function: phosphoprotein phosphatase activity. The record is from RefSeq and is a predicted model, not a curated record. The coding region runs from base 182 to 928 and encodes 248 amino acids. The transcript is spliced from 10 exons. NCBI's taxonomy places the organism in Eukaryota, Metazoa, Chordata, Lepidosauria, Squamata, Rhineuridae.
UGUAUGGUGAAGAUAAAUAUUAUCUCUAGGGCUGUGAACAGCUUCACCUGCUGAUUCCACCAAACCAUGCUGUCUAUUAUAGGCAAAAGAGCAGACCAGGCUGUUGUUUUUAUUUUGGUGAACUGGCAGUCUUACCAGAGAGGGUUAGCUUGGCUAGGUGCUGCUGAAGCUGUCAUUGGAGAUGUUUCCAUCUAGCUCCAAGGAACCCUCAAACAGCGAGGCCGACUGCUUGCCAUUUGCUAGCUACUCUUCUUUCUUGACGGUAGACGCCUUGGAGUCACCACGACAGAAGCCCUGGGAUGACGCCCUGUAUUUGGGAGGGUUUCUGCAUGAUGGCCCAGUUGGAGUUGAUGCCUUCAACACGCUUACACACCUCAAAGUCUCUCAGAAACCCCGGAAGAAGAUCCCAAGGAAGACACGCCACACCCCCAAGAAUACGCUGGUCUUGGACCUGGAAGGGACUUUGGCAGUGUCCUCCCUGACAGCUCUCUGGGAUGAUGCGUCGGCAUUCACCACCUAUUUCCUGGAUAAGCCCUAUCAGCUCUUGUUUUUUGUUAUCUUUGAGGUUUCGAUGAAGCUGAGGCCCCACGUGCAUGAAUUCCUGGAAGCACUUGCCAAAAUCUAUGAGGUCUUUGUGUUCACCACUGCCAAGCAAGAGUAUGCUGAUAAAAUUCUGGAGGGCCUUGGACCACAGAGGAACCUGAUCAGGCACCAGUUGUAUCAAGAGGACUGCCUCUGUUGCAAUGGCUCCUACAGAAGGGAUCUCUCCGUGUUAGAGAGAGACCUGGACCGAACUGUGGCUGUUGCAAAUGACCGGCAAGCAUUCCCUUACCAGAUAUCCAGCGUGGUACUGAUCCCAAGAUGGACGGGAGAUCCUCAGGACAAAGAGUUGCUGGGCCUGAUCCCUGUGCUGGAGAAGCUUAGCUAAAUGGGUGAUCUCUUUGCUGAAAUCGAGAUGAAAUGUCGUGGUGAGAGGAUGGAAGAGAAAGUCUAGUCUUGCCCAUUACAACAAUCCAGUUCGCAAAGUUUUUGUUUGGUGUUCCCAAGAACCAAAUCUAGUACAGAGAUAUAUUUGGCCUAAGGUCCUGGUGAAUUUUAAUUCAGUUGUAUUGUCUUGAAAGUGGUGAAGACCACACAGUUCCUAAUUAGGUCUUUGCAAUCCAUUCAAGCAGGCCUGGCACCAGCACACGGCCAGGUUGGGCCCUGGUCAAGGUCCCCUGUUGCCCAGAAAGGCCCCUCCUUAGAGUGGGAGGCUGGAACCCGCUGCACAAUCCACAGCAGUGUCUCAGGUUUGGAGGGAGAUUCUUCGUACUUGCUAAAUCAGGGAUGGGGAAUUUGUGGCCCUUUAGUUGUUACUGGACUACAAAUCUCAUCAACCCUGAUGAUUGUCCAUGCAGGCUGGGGCUGAUAGGAGCUGUAGCCUUCCGGAUGUUGUUGGGACUCCAGGUGCCCCAUUUCUGUCCUAAAUCUUACCUUUUGGGUUUUUUGGAUUUUUUGCCAUCUUCAAGCAAAAUGUGUGAAUCUUUCUUUUUCUUGACUUGUCAGAUGGUAUCAUAUACUGUGAAUGCAUCUUGUAAAAUAUUGCGCCAGCAGAAUACCCCCCCCAAUUGCUAAGGACCGCACCUCCCAUCAUUCCAGAUCGUUGGCCAGGCUAGCUAGAGCUGAUGGGAGUGGUAGUCCUGAACGUCUGGAGGGCACCUUAAUGGCUACCCUUGCAACACAAGCUAAAAGUUUGUGUGUCUGUGUGUAUGCUGCUUUUCAGUUGUAAAAGCAACGUCUAAAUCCAAGAAUAAA